GAUGCUGUAUUGUUAAUUUGAGCAGAAACUGUGAUAUUAAGGCUUCUUGUGCACUUUCAUAUCCCUUUCUUAUAGUAGUAGUAUAAAUUAUAUAAUAAUUAUGAGUCUAGUUAUUUUAGUGUGAAAUAAUUCUUAGUAAAAUGUUGGUUGGUUUGGUAAAUUAAGAACCUAGCUCUGAUUUUCGAUACUCAAUAGUAUAAUGUUUUGAUAUGUUAAUUUUAAUAAAUUAUAUAGAAACUUAAAAUAAAAAUAAAGGAUUUGGUGUGAAAUAUUGGAUGAAAAUCCGAUCCUCCUGGCACUCCGACCACGCACCCUGGAUUCCAUUUAAAAAUAAUAAAUAUAACUACAAGAAAUAAUUUUUUAAAUAAUGCAAAAUGCAAGAACAAUUAAUAUCAGAAUCAUUUGACAUAAUUUAUUUAAGUUCUGUCAACAACCCAUUGCAGGUUCUUGAUCCAAUCCUCUUGUAAAUGAUGUCACAUUUCAUUUUCUGCAUUGUUUCACAGCCACACCUUACUAUUUAUCCUUUACAAAUUUUUAUCUGGAUUUGUUGAAAAGCUAUAUAUGUGAUGUAUAUUUGGUGAUUUAUUUUGCAGAAAAAUUGAAAUAAAUGGAAGAAAGUGUUUUUACUCGUUGCUUGGAAGGAAUAAAAAAUGUGAAAUCUGAAGAUGGAGAUAUGAUGACCAAGCCUUUUUUGGAUGUCUGCAAACUUAUUUUGCCGAUUUUAGCUGAAGUUGAAACAUCAACUGCCAAAUCAUCCUCUAGUUGCACCAGUGGCCUCCUCUGGUUAAUCAGAGCAAUGGAUUUCAUAGUAGAGCUAUUCAAGAAUCUAGGUGAGCAUCAAGAUUGGUCAAUGUCACAAAUUUAUAACGAAGCAUACACCAAAACCUUGAAGAAAUGGCAUGGUUGGAUUGCUGCUUCAAGUUUCACGGUUGGUCUGACGCUUGCACCGGAGAGGAAGAAGUUCAUGGAGGUUUUAGGCAAACACGGAGGUGACAUAAACACUGAUAUGCAAAAGUUCUGUACAGAGUUCUCACCGAUCCUACAAAAGAUCCAUAGGUUUCUCGCAAGUUGUGGAUUGGACAGUAUGAAAGCUUUAUGAUGGUUUCUAAUUGUAGUUCCUGUAAAUUUGUUGUUAUCUUUGUGAUGCAUAUCAAUGAACGAACAAAUACUUGUCUCUUGGUAAUCACAACUUUUCUAUGUAUAUAUUGUGUCACAUAGUUUAAUUCGUUUGGAAA
Messenger RNA from Salvia hispanica, 1235 nucleotides. Lineage: Eukaryota; Viridiplantae; Streptophyta; Magnoliopsida; Lamiales; Lamiaceae. The record is from RefSeq and is a predicted model, not a curated record.